GCCGGGACUCGAUCUCCGCAUCCUGGCCGUGGGAUCCGUCAUCUGACGGCGACUGACUCGAGUCACAGAUCUCGCGACGACGGCUUUCACAGGCUCGUGGUCUGUGUUGAGACGGCAUGCGGUUUCGGUUCCUAAUCGGGGUUCGGCGAUCCAGAUCCGACGGCCUUUAGUGGCUCCGGCAAGGCAAGCUCUUAUCCGAUAUUCGAUGUGGUUGGAUAAUUCCUCCCAUUCCCAACGAGCUCGCCAACCGCGGAAACAGUCAGGGGCGUGACAUGGGCGUUCCGUGCACUGAAUGAACCCUAAUUGCAGCUAUUUAUAAUACCCGCGUGACUCUUGUCGAGGUCCGAGAACCUCAGAAAGCCCGAUAAAUGCAGUUUUAUAUCUGGAAAUAGACAAAUCCAUUAUCGAUUGGCAGAUCGACGGUUGUUAGUCGGAAACCCGGUCCGACUAAGCUCCGGUGGGAUGACCGAGUAGGAAGCUCCGGGCGAAACGUUCGGGAGGGCUAGACAAGGACUCCGGAACAUGACGACCGAAUGGACCGUCGCCUCAGCCGUUAGAUAGGAGGCACGUGGAAGGGCAGGGAGGGGAGCUCAUUGCCGGACGUGGACUUGUCUUCGAUGCGAGAUGAUUUUGAACGAGGACCGCGAGGCUCGCACGCUAUGGCUCUGGGACGGCACGGGACGGGACGGGAGGCAAGAUCGGCGACGGUAUCACCGCGAACGCCUCCUGCGGCGACUCAUUCCAACGGCCGGGCGCCAGAGGCUCGGCAGUCGAUUCGAUGAAGUCCGCUGUAGCGACGGAAUUAGCAAUUCACUGUCUCCUGCUUUCCACAUGUCCACCCGAAUUGGCGCACUCUGUAGUUCUACAGACAUUCAUCUGGCCGGGCGAUAGGACAAAGUUUCACAUGGAAGGAUUUAGGGAACACCAUUGGAAGGGGGGGGAGGGAUGGUGUGGUGAGUGAGUAUUAAUCAGAGGACGUAGAGGUUUUUCUUCUCACCCUCAACUGCGUGUUUGUGUCCGGGCUAUUUGUGUGCGGGCUUCCCCUGGACAUUUUUGGUCCAGAUUUUGUCUUUCUUUGAGGCUUUUGUACUAUCAUGCGUCGCAUUACCCUAACAUGGAAGCAUUGAGAAUAGCAUAGACACGCCCAACGUUUGCCCACAAAUAGCUCACAUGCUUACUUAAAUUACAGGUAGAGUCACC
Molecule: messenger RNA, 1200 nt
Organism: Marchantia polymorpha subsp. ruderalis
Lineage: Eukaryota; Viridiplantae; Streptophyta; Marchantiopsida; Marchantiales; Marchantiaceae
Source: the annotation of a GenBank genome assembly